Scaptodrosophila lebanonensis is the source of this 952-nucleotide messenger RNA. RefSeq names its product 40S ribosomal protein S3a (gene RpS3A). The transcript is spliced from 2 exons. The coding region runs from base 24 to 830 and encodes 268 amino acids. The record is from RefSeq and is a predicted model, not a curated record. Lineage: Eukaryota; Metazoa; Arthropoda; Insecta; Diptera; Drosophilidae. Gene Ontology annotation, biological process: translation. Gene Ontology annotation, molecular function: structural constituent of ribosome. Gene Ontology annotation, cellular component: ribosome; cytosol.
CUUUUCCUGUGUAAGCGUUGAAGAUGGCGGUCGGCAAGAAUAAGGGUCUCUCCAAGGGAGGCAAAAAAGGUGGCAAAAAGAAGGUUGUUGAUCCCUUCUCGCGUAAAGAUUGGUACGAUGUUAAGGCACCUAACAUGUUCCAAACGCGCCAAAUUGGAAAAACACUCGUGAACCGCACCCAGGGCCAAAGAAUUGCCUCUGACUAUCUAAAGGGCCGCGUUUUCGAAGUGUCGCUCGCCGAUUUGCAGAAAGACAUUGAUCCAGAGCGUUCUUUCCGCAAGUUCCGCCUCAUUGCUGAGGACGUGCAGGACCGCAAUGUUCUGUGCAAUUUCCACGGCAUGGACUUAACCACCGACAAGUACAGGUCGAUGGUCAAGAAAUGGCAAACAUUGAUCGAAAGCAUCGUCGAGGCCAAGACUGUCGAUGGAUACCUUCUGCGUGUAUUCUGCAUUGGUUUCACCGCAAAGGACCAGCAGUCGCAGCGCAAAACCUGCUAUGCCCAACAGUCGCAGGUGCGUAAGAUUCGCGCUCGCAUGACGGACAUCAUCACAAACGAGGUGAGCGGCGCCGAUUUGAAGCAAUUGGUGAACAAACUGGCUCUGGACUCCAUCGCCAAGGACAUCGAGAAGAGCUGCCAACGCAUCUAUCCCCUUCACGAUGUGUACAUUCGCAAGGUUAAGGUGCUGAAGAAGCCGCGCUUCGACAUCUCCAAACUCUUGGAAUUGCACGGUGAUGGUGGCGGUAAGAGCACCGAAGCUGUUGUGUCCGCUGAGGGCGCUGUCAUCGAUCGUCCCGAGGGCUACGAACCACCCGUACAGGAAGCCGUUUAAUAACUUGAAAAAGGCGAUCACAUUAUAUAUUUUUUCCAUUUCAAACAAUACGCUGUAGCCUCAAAGUCAGCGAUUUUCUUAUUGAAUACAUAGUAACUACGUUUGAUGUAGAAAAGAAAAUA